Molecule: messenger RNA, 3352 nt
Organism: Carassius auratus (goldfish)
Lineage: Eukaryota; Metazoa; Chordata; Actinopteri; Cypriniformes; Cyprinidae
Gene: carm1
Product: coactivator-associated arginine methyltransferase 1
Exons: 16
Coding region: 82-1833 (583 amino acids)
Biological process (GO): chromatin remodeling; peptidyl-arginine methylation, to asymmetrical-dimethyl arginine
Molecular function (GO): histone H3R2 methyltransferase activity
Source: RefSeq, a predicted model, not a curated record
GUAAGUCAGGCCUAUCUUGAGCACUGACUCCAGGAGAUGUGAGCCGCUGCCCGUCUCUGUCUCACUCUCCCCAGAUCGAAGAUGGCGGUGUCCGUGUUCUCAGGCGUGCGCCUGCUCUCCAUCGGAGACGCCAACGGAGACAUACAGAGGCAUUCAGAGCAGCAACCUCUGCGACUAGAAAUCAAAAUCAACCAGGACGUGGCUCUCAUUAGCCUCUCGAACAAUGAGGAGACGUGUGUCUUUAAGUGUUCAGUAUCACGAGAGACAGAAUGCAGUCGGGUUGGGAAGCAGUCCUUCAUCAUUACUCUGGGCUGUAACAGUGUCCUCCUGCAGUUUGCAUCUCCAGCAGAUUUCUCGUCGUUCUAUAACCUCCUGAAGAACUGUCGUGGACACGGGGGCGAACACUCGGUCUUCAGUGAGAGGACGGAGGAGUCCUCAGCUGUACAGUAUUUCCAGUUUUAUGGCUACCUCUCUCAGCAACAAAAUAUGAUGCAGGAUUAUGUGCGAACUGGAACAUAUCAACGGGCCAUCCUCCAGAAUCAUACUGACUUCAAAGAUAAAGUGGUUCUGGAUGUAGGUUGUGGCUCUGGGAUUCUGUCAUUUUUCGCAGCUCAGGCUGGUGCCCGUAAAGUUUAUGCUGUGGAGGCCAGUACCAUGGCUCAACAUGCAGAGGUUCUUGUGAACAGUAACAGGCUGUCAGAACGUGUCCUGGUGAUUCCUGGUAAAGUGGAGGAAGUGACCCUACCCGAGCAAGUGGACAUAAUUAUCUCUGAACCCAUGGGCUACAUGCUGUUCAACGAAAGGAUGCUGGAGAGCUAUCUGCAUGCCAAGAAGUUCCUCAAGCCCAACGGCAAAAUGUUUCCCACCAUUGGAGACGUGCACCUCGCCCCUUUCACAGAUGAGCAGCUUUACAUGGAGCAGUUUACAAAGGCCAAUUUCUGGUACCAGCCAUCUUUCCAUGGGGUGGAUCUGUCUGCGCUGAGAGGAGCUGCAGUAGACGAAUACUUCAGACAGCCGAUUGUGGACACUUUUGAUAUCAGGAUCCUGAUGGCCAAAUCUGUGAAAUAUACAGUGAACUUUUUAGAUGCUAAAGAAGAGGAUCUUUACAAGAUAGAAAUCCCCUUCAAAUUCCACAUGAUGCAUUCAGGGCUUGUUCAUGGGCUGGCGUUUUGGUUUGAUGUCGCAUUCAUUGGAUCAGCGAUGACCGUGUGGCUCUCUACGGCCCCCACAGAACCCCUCACUCACUGGUACCAGGUGCGCUGUCUGCUGCAGUCACCUCUCUUUGCCAAGGCAGGGGACACCAUGUCAGGCACUGCACUUUUAAUCGCCAACAAGAGACAAAGCUAUGACAUUAGUAUUGUUGCACAAGUAGACCAGACGGGCUCCAAGUCCAGUAAUCUACUUGAUCUCAAGAACCCAUUCUUCCGGUACACGGGCACAACACCCACCCCACCUCCAGGUUCACACUAUUCCUCUCCCUCAGAGAAUAUGUGGAACACUGGGGGAACCUACAGCAUGAGCCAAGGGAUGCCUACAGCCUAUGAUCUCAGCACCGUCAUUGGCGGCAGUGGGACUACAGUGUCCCACAACAAUCUCAUCCCCAUUGGUACAGACACGCAUGCACUGAACACGGGGAUUGUGAAUCACACUCACUCCAGAAUGGGUUCGAUAAUGAGCACCGGAAUCGUCCAGGGGGCUACAACUGCCCAGCAGGGUCCCAGCAGCAGCAGUCCUUAUUACCCCGUCACCAACCAGUUCACCAUGGGUGGCCCGGCUAUCUCCAUGGCAUCUCCUAUGGCCAUCCCCAGCAACACCAUGCACUACGGGAGCUAAGGCCAAAGGACGGCUCUGCAUGUCCAAUUACCCCCCACCUCACCCCACCCUACCCCUGCAAACUGACCGCAGCCAAAUUCAGAAUACCAAAUCCAGUGCACCAGUCUCUGACCAUCACUUUAUUCUUGCUCUCUCUCUAUAUAUAGAUAUACAUGUAUACGUAUAUAUAUAUAUAUAUAUAUAUAUUCUGAACUGUUUCUUUCACUGGUGUUUUAUUUUACAUAUCCGUCCCGCGGCCCUACAAUGUCAGCGCGUGCAGGCAUUCAGCCAGUUCAAGACAUUUGAGGUGUGUCAUUGCCCCAAACACACACAGCACCUGCUCCACAGCCUGCCACCAGGAGGCAGCACUUGUCUGUAAGCAUGCUGAAAAAAGCACAAACCAGAGACUCGAGACUCAACCUAAAGGACUCGUUUGCAAGAACACUGACCAUAGGAUGCUUUUUUUCUCUUUUUUUAUAAAUGCUUCACAGAUGUGCACACAUCUCCCUUAUUUCAUGAACUCCCACUUUUUUUGGAAGCAUAAAUGCCAUCGUUGACUAUUGAAAUGAAUUCAAGAUCUAUUGCAGGAUUUCGCCACUGUUCCUAACAACUCCAGCUCAAUUGUACCUACACUUUACGUUUCCAGUAAAAUCAACCGGCUGUCACAUCUCGAUUCACUCAGCGUGGGUUUUUGAUGGCCAUCUCAACUCUCCUACACACUCUCAUCACUCUCCAGACGUGACGGACACAUUCUGUAGAUGCUCACCAAUGUCAUUACAAUUACUAGCACAGUACCGCUGGACCUUGCCUGUAGACAGCCAUAGUGUAGAUAGAGAUCAUCUCACUUUUCAUUCCAUUUCUGACUGUGUGUUUUAAUGUAGUGCAGUCCCAGAUUUUUGUGUUGCUUGGUGUUCCUUGAGGUGAAUUCUGAGCGUGGAUUAUCAAGACUGCUGCUGUCGACCUCCGACUCCAACACGACGCAAAUCUGACUUCUAAAUUGGCGCAUUUAUUUUUAGUCAAUUGUAAGGACACAAAGGUUUUAGGAAUAAAAAUACCAGCACCAAAACCUUACAUUACCAGCCGAGGAGGACAGUAGAGUGCUGGGAAGGACAAUCGGCACUUGGGGGAGGAAGACACACGUGGACACACACUGACCGCUGCAGCAGGGAUUACAGUAUCCUAGUUUACAUCCCCCGAGUCCUGAACUUGUCAAAUUUUGUGUCAUGAGGCUUGAGGAAAGUAGGAGAUCAAGUGAUGCCUGACAAGCUAUAACUUUCCUCCUCUUUUCCUCCCCUCUCUCCCUCCUCCUUCUCAUGUACUGGGGAUAUUAUAUGACGAAAGCCCCAUCCAAGACUUUGAAGUCGUGUGCACCGCUUCCAGUCACUUUUUCUUUUCAGUUUGAUUUAGAACUUUAAUGAGAUCAUGAGAUGAAAACAACCAUGUCUGCUAGUUUGUAGAAAUAAAGUUUUGUUUUGUUUUCUUUCAGAAAAAAAAGGAACUGAAAAAAAAGCUAAUUAAAUGUUGAUGGAGAAUUCCCAAA